GAAAAUUUUGCGUUAAAACAGUCGGCAAAACAAUUUCUAUUUUUGUAAACCAAAAAAAAAAUAUAUAUAUAUAUAUAAUAAUAAAUAAGAAUAAGAAUAAAAAAAUAAUAAUAAUGAAAUGCACGAAUUUAACAAAAUUAAAGCAAUACGUUUUUUCAAUAAUAUUGUUAAAUUUUAUAACGACUGCAGCAUCAAAUAAAAAGUAUAUAAAAAGUUUUGAUAAGAUAUUGAAAAAGAUUGAUGCCGAUGCUCUCACAUCAUUUUCAUUGAAAAGCAGUUGCUCUGAAUAUGAAUUUCAAUGCAAAUCAUCUAACCUGUGUAUUCCUCUUCAAAUGAGAUGUGAUUUCUCAAAUGAUUGCGAUGAUGGAAGUGACGAAAAUUUAUCAGAAUGCGAGAAAAUUUCAAUAAUUCAAAAUGAGUGUGAUAAUGAAAAUUUUUUGCAUUGCAAAUAUUCAAGAAAAUGUAUACCUAAAGAAUGGCAAUGUGAUUCAGAAAAUGAUUGUGGCUUAAUAGGCAAAUUUAAUUUGUUAGAUCCAACCGAUGAAGAAAAUUCUUUGAAUUGUUCUAAAAAAUGCCCAAACAACAAAUUACCAUGCUCAGAUGGGAUAUGUUUGCAUAUAUCUAAAUUUUGUGAUGGCAAUAUUGAUUGUGAAAACGACGAGCUAGUGUGUAAAACUAAUUCACCGUGUAAACUAUUGAAAUGUGAACAUGACUGUAGAAUGACACCUCUUGGACCAAAGUGUUACUGUCCUUUAAGUCAGGAUAUCGUCAAUGGAACAAAUUGUACUUUACAAAAAUCAUGCAAUGAAAAUGAAUAUAAUGAUGAAUCGUGUGACCAACUUUGUACAGUUUUCAAAGAGAAAAAUAAAUGUUUAUGUACGUCUGGAUACGAAAGAAUAAAUCAAAAAUGUGUUGGUAUAAAUUAUCCAUCGAAUGCUGCAACAUUGUUAUUCAUUCUUACACCCCAAGAAAUAUUAAAGAUCACGCUCCCGUCUAAUAAAAAUCAUUCUGAUGAUGAAAAUUCUUCUCCAGUUAUACUUGAGCAUAUUUUGAAGCUAUCCAAUUUAAUAACAAUGGAAGUGGACAUUAGAAACCAUUCAGUUUGUGUUUUAGAAAACUUCGAAAUAUAUUGCUACAAUGUAUCAAAUUUCAUGAAUAAAUGGAAACUUCCUCCUCCCGAUUUUAUGCCCAUUUCCCAAACCUCAUCGAAUAUCCUCAUAUCAGAAUUUGCAUUGGAUUGGAUUUCCAGAAAUUGGUAUUUUUUGGAUGGCGUAAAUAAUUUCAUUUUCAUUUGCCGCUAUAAUAUGAUCAACUGUCGGAUAUUGGUCGAAACAGAUCAGAAUAACUCAAUUAAAAUAAAAAAAAUUGCUGUAGAUCCAACCGCUGGAUAUUUAUUUUUAAUGAAAUAUGAUACAAAAAAUCGCACAAGUGCAUCUAUUGAAAGAUAUUUUAUGGACGGACGAUUUGAUAAAAAUUUAAUUGGAAAAAAGAUUUUUUACCCACAUGACUUAUCUUUAGAUGUGGCUGUCAAGCGAAUAUAUUUUCUUGAUUACUACUUUGAUUUCAUUCAACAAUGUGAUUACGAUGGAAAUAAUAGAAAAUUUCUUCAGAAACUACCUUUAAUGAAGUUUCAUAGAAUAGUAUUUUUUGAAAAUAUGUUUUUCGGUGCUAUCAACAAAAAUACAUCAAUAAUACAGAUUAGUAAAUCAUCGAUGACAUUUAAGAAAACUCUAGCUGAAAACUUGAAAAUGAAUACAAAAGUUUUAAAGAUAUUCCAUCAGCAAAUACAACCUGUGCUUAAUCUCAAAUUAUGCUCUGAAAAUAAAAAGUGCGAUCAUAUAUGUGUCCCGAAAUUAGAAGAAAUUAAUGGAAUUAAAAAAAUUAAAGAGAAAUGCAUCUGUAAGGAAGGAUAUUUUCUCGAAAACGGAAAAUGUGUUUUGAAAGACACAAAAAAAAUUAUUGCCUUUGUAGAGGAAUAUGCUAAAACAAAGAUUUUAAAAGCCAUUGAUGUUAAUAAUCCUUCCGAAACUACAAUAUCACCAAUACUUGGUAUAAAACAUAGUAUUGCAUUUGACUUUGAUUUAAACCGAAAAUUAAUCUACUUCUCUACAAAUACAGAAUCUAAUAACAUCCAGGAAAGUAUAGUAGAACGUCAUUCCUUUAAUGGAUCGUUAAAAGAUAUAAUUAAAGGAGAUUUUGGAAUAAUUCAAUCAAUGUGUUAUGAUUGGAUCGGAAAUAAUUUAUUUUUUGCAUCAUCAGCUCCAAAAUAUAAAAUUGCAGUACUGAAAUUAAAAGAAACGUCUUCCUAUAAUUUUACUGUCAAAACAUUAAUUAGUAAGGAUAUUAUAGGCCCUUCAUCAAUAGCACUUGACGUUGAAAAUGGCGUAAUGUUUUGGAGUUCAUUUGCUGAGAGAUACAACAUAGGAGGAAAAAUUGAAAUGUCAUGGAUGGAUGGAUCAUCAAGAGAUGUACUAAUAUCGAAAUCAACUAAUACAAACAUAUCUAUCUAUUGGCCAAUAUCACUAACAUAUUAUAAAGAAACUCGAAAACUUUAUUGGCUAGAUGUUUUAAGUCAAACAAUCGGCAGUAUAAAUUUAGAGGGAAUAAAAGUUCAUAAGCAAAUUAAACUGGGAAAUUCGUAUGCCCAAUCGAUGACAGUGGUAGCAGGAUCAAUUUUUUGGACUGAUAACAUAAAAAACAUAAUUGAACAUGUCAGUACAGAAAAUAUAAACUUUAGCAAUGAAUCAAAAAUUUACUUUGAAUCAGCUCAUAAAAAAAGUUUUUUGAAAAUGGCUGAUGCAAGCCAAUAUGCAGAUCAUGUGGAAAAUGAACUCCAAAUAAAAUGUCCUGGAUUGUGGCUUAAUACACCAACUGGUGGUGUAUGCUUAUGUGGUGAUGGUUUCAGUAAAAAUGGAAUGGGGACAUCUUGCAUUGCAUCUUCUAUUGUCACUAGAACUACUUUAAAACCGACAGUUGAAUGCUUAAAAUUUCAAUAUUCUUGUAAAUCUGGUGACGAAUGUAUAGAUCACAAAUAUGUCUGUGAUGGAUCCUUCGACUGUUUCGAUGGAAGUGAUGAAAGUAUAAUUCCCGAUGGUCCCUGCCAAGAAAAAUGCGAAUUUAAAUGCGAUAAUCAACAAUGUAUUAAGCAACAUCAAGUGUGUGAUGGCACAAAAGAUUGUAAUGAUGAAAGUGACGAAACCAUAAAAACUUGUCAUAAUAAAACUCAUUUGGAUGAGUACGUUGAUAGUUUCUUUUAUGAUUAUUGUGAUGAAUUCCUGUGCGAAAAUUCGCAAUGUAUUUUGUUGGAACAAAAGUGUGAUGGAAAUGAUGAUUGUGGUGAUAACAGCGACGAAAAAGAUUGUAAAAAAAUUAUUCCAUCAUUUACACAUUCAAAUGAAAGCAUAUUAAAUAUCGAUUAUGAAGAUCCUGGUGAGGAUGACGACGAUUUUAUAGAUGUAGAUUUUGACGUUAGUGCAAAUGACUGUAAAUACCCGGAAUUUUAUUGUAAAAUUGAUCGAAAAUGUAUUCCUGUUCACAAUUUUUGUGAUGGAAUAAAUCACUGCUCUGACAAAACAGACGAAUUAGGAAGAUGUGCUGAAAAAUUAUGUGAUCAUUUUUCCGAAUGUCAAUUCUUUUGCCAUAAUGCACCAAAUCCAAAUGGGUUUGUAUGCUCUUGUCCUCAACAUAUGACAUUAGAAUCAAACGAACGAUCAUGUUCCGAACCUCAAAUUUGUGAUAACUUUUCGUCUUGUGACCAUUUAUGCCUUCAACUAAAUCCUAUUAAAAUAAAAUGUAAGUGCUAUCAUGGAUAUCAUAUUAAAUCUGAUAACUUUACAUGCGAAUCUGAUCAUAAAAUUGAACCUAUUUUAUUGAUAAGUAAUCGCCAUAUCUUACGAGGAGUGAAUCUAAAAUCACCAAAAGAAGUCAAAAAUUAUUACACAAAAUCUAAAAAUUUAAUAGGAACAGAUUUCUUUUAUGACAGACACUCAAAAUCUUAUGAAAUAGUUUGGUCUGAUAUAACAAAAGACAAAAUUUAUUUGGGUCAGUUAAGAGGAGAUGAACUUCACAAUAUCAGGGUUAUUGUUGAAUCGGAUUUGUCAACUACGGAAGCUGUAGCGGUUGAUUGGAUAGGAAAAAAUGUUUAUUGGAUAGAUGCUAGCUUGAAAAAUAUUGAAGUUGCUACAAAAGAUGGUUUGCAUCGAACAACGUUAAUAUCUGAAAACAUUUCAAAACCUCGUUCAUUAGCGUUAGAUUCACGCAUUGGCUAUUUAUUUUUUUCGGAUUGGGAUGAAGAUGAGCCAAGAAUUGAAAGAUCAACUCUUUCUGGAGAUGAACGAAUGAAAAUAUUCAGUUUAAAAACAAUCAAUGGCGCAUGGCCAAAUGGAAUUACAAUAGAUUAUACAAAGAAAAGGAUAUUCUUUCUUGAUGCGAAAUCGAAGGAAAUUCAUACGAUAGACUAUGAUGGAAAAGAUCACAAAAGAAUUUUAAGGAACACAGACUAUUUACAUCAUCCUUUUUCAAUAACAAUUUAUGAAAAUAAUCUGUUUUGGUCAGACUGGCGUUUAAACGCUAUAAUUACGGCAAAUAAAUUUACUGGAAGCAACGUAACAAUUUUUUAUCAAGCUGCAAUACAACCGUUUGAUGUGAAAGUUAUGCAUCCAAGUAGACAACCCUGGGAUUUUAACGGCGAAGGAACUGCUAAAGAAAUCACUUCACCUUGCGAAAAUUCGCCUUGUUCUCAUUUAUGCCUAUUAAAUAAAAAUAAUACAUUUAAGUGUGCAUGCCCUCAUAUGAUGCGAAUAGGUGAAAAUGAGCAUGUUUGCGAAAAAAUUAAAGAUGUUAUGUUUUAUAUAACAAAUAAAUCUGAAAUAAGAGCAAUCGAGUUGAAACAUCCUUAUUCAUCUGCCAUUUCAACAAUUUAUCAUACAUCUCAAAUAAUUAUGCCUAAUCAUAUUGCAGUAAAUCCUAAAGAAAAGCGAAUAUUUUGGUCUGACAUACAGUUAAGAGAGAUUAAGAGUGUUAAAUUAUCAACUUCAAUAACCCCAUCUGAUCAAAAAAUUGAAACAAUUCUCGAUGUGGAAAUAGACAAUGUUCAUGGAUUCGCAAUAGAUUUUGUAUCUGAAUUGAUGUUUUUUUCUCAACCUAUUCCAGAAUCGGAAUCAGAAAAUCUCGGUUCUAAUAAGAGUCACCGCUUACUUGUAUCAAAUUUAAAAGGAGAAUACUUGUCAAAGAUACUUGACAAUGUUAGUGACAUUUAUGAUCUGAUAGCUGCUAUUGAACUAAGAAAAAUAUUCUAUAUCAUGACAAUUGAUAAAAAACAUUACCAAAUUCGACAAUGUGAUAUGGAUGGAACAAAUGAUAUUUUACUAUUAACAGAGGACGAAAUUAUACAUUCGUUAAUACAUGACUCAAAAUCGCAACGAUUGUAUUUUAUUAAAAAUUAUCGUAAAAUCUUUUUUAGAGACUUAAAAACUGAUGCUCUAAAAUUGGUUAAUACAUUUUAUGGAGAAAAAGAUUUAGAUAGUGAAUAUGUAGAUCUAUUAAUAACAAGCUUAGAAAUUUAUGAUGAAUUUAUAUAUUUUGGAGAAAACUCAACAUCAUCCAUUAGAAAGUGCGAUAAGUCUGCAUGCAAAAAACCUGAAAUGUACCGUAAAAAUACACCAAACAUUAAACAACUAAAAUUGAUGUCUCUUUUUGAUGUUGAUAAUGAUGCAACAGAUAUCAAUGGAUGCUUUUUACAGCAAAAUGGUAAUGUUAAUCAACGCAAAUGUGAUCAUUUAUGCAUUCCAAAAGGACAAUCAGAUUAUGUUUGUAAAUGUGCCAUUGGAUAUUAUAUCGAUUCAAGAGAUAUGGCAAAGUGUGUGAGCGAAGACGAUUUUUUGAUAUAUUCAUUAGAUUAUGAAGUGAAAGGACUUUCACUUAAGCUUCCACGGAAACAAAUUUUUCUUACUCCAUUACAAAGAAUGAAUGUUAUUAGCUCAUUAGACUACGAUUCGGCGACUGAUCUUAUAUUCUUUUCUGAUCAUGAAAAAGGAGAGAUAAUAAGGAUAAAGAAAGAUGGAAGUUCUAGAAAAACGGUUUUGAACUCGUUUGACUUUGAUCAGUUUAAUGGAGAUUGGCUUGGAGGAGUUGCUGUUGAUUGGAUGGCACAGAAUAUUUUUUGGACAGACCAAAAACGUGGUUUAAUAGAAGUUUCACGCUAUGACGGAACAUUCCGCAAAGUUAUUGCAUGGCAACUUAAGAAACCAACAAUUAUUAGAAUUGAUCCAAAAUUAGGACUUUUAUUUUUCUUAUCUGGUGAAAAUAAAGUUUAUAGUAUAGAUUUAGAUGGAACUGAUCUAAGAUUGAUAACCAAAAAACCUGAAGGCUCAAUUAAUGAUUUCAUAAUAGACAUUGAAAAUACACAAAUCUACUGGUGUGAUACCAAAAGGAACAAAAUUUUGAAAAUUGAUUACGAUGGAAACGGUAAAACAAAUUUGAAUUUGACAAAUAUACAAAACCCAAUUUCUUUAGAUUUAAUUGACAAAAACUUAUAUUGGGCCGAAAGAGGAACUGGAAUGUUAAAAGUUGUAAACCUUAAUGAUUUAUCAAACACAACCAUAUUAAAGUCCUCACUUUCUAAUCAAUUAAAAACAUUAAAAAUAUUUUCUACUAAAAAACAAAGUGGAGUUAACGAAUGCAGUAUGCCAGAUUAUGGAGGAUGUACUGAGUUAUGUCUUUUCAAUGGAACAGAUCCAAAUUGUUUUUGCUCAAAUGGAUACCUCGAUCAAUAUGAUGGAAGAAGUUGUCGAAAAUAUGAAAACCAAAUAUUCUUUUCCAAAAAAGAUGCUAUUGAGAAAAUCGAUAUUUUAAAUGAAAGCAAUUCAACAGGUUUCACCAUUCAAAGUCAAAGCUUCCUUCAGCACGUUGUCGCUUUAAGCUAUGAUUAUAAAAAUGAAUUAAUUUAUUAUUCAGAUAUUCGUCAAAACGCAAUCUGCUUGACAAAUUUUGAGGGAACAAAAUUUGAAAAAUUGCUAGAAAAUCAGCAUAUAGUUGAAGGUAUUGCUUUUAAUCCUCAGGAUAAUAAUCUUUUCUGGACAUUACAUACUGAAGCUGAAAUUAGAAAUAUAGAUUUGAACCUUUUUAAAAAUGGAACUAUUGUAAAUAAAGAUUUAAAUGAUUCAAUCAGAAAAGUUCUAAAGCUUAAAAUGGGAGCAGAUAAGCUAAGAGCUAUUGUUGUUGAACCAUGUAUGAACAUGAUUUAUUAUAGUAAUUGGAACAGCAAAGCACCCACAAUAUCACGAAUUUAUAUAACUGGUUAUGGAAAUGAAAAUAUUAUAACAAAAGAUAUAAUGGUACCAAACGCACUAACACUUGAUCUUGAAGAUAAAAAAAUUUAUUGGGGCGAUGCACGUUUAGAUAAAAUUGAAAGAUGUGACUAUGAUGGCAGAAAUUGUAUUAUUCUUUCACAAUCAGCUCCAAAGCAUCCAUUUUCUUUAACAGUAUUCAAAGAUUUUCUAUUUUGGAGUGAUUGGACUCUUCAUGCUGUAUUACGUGCAAAUAAAUAUUCUGGAAAUGAUGUGAUUUAUUUAAAAAAAGAAAUUGAACAUCCUAUGGGUAUUUUUGUUGCCUAUGAUCAAGCCAAACAGUGUACAAACGGAGCUUGUGCUUUACUGAAUGGAGGUUGUGAAGAUGUUUGUUUACCACAUGGAAAUAACAUAAAGUGUGAAUGUUCACAGGGUUUCCUAUCCCCUGAUGGAAAAAAAUGCUUAUUGAGGGACAAGAAAAUUUCGAAUUGUAAUUCCACAUAUGAAUUUCAAUGCAAAAGUGGUGAAUGUAUACCAAUUUUAACUACAUGUGAUGACAUCCAACAUUGUUCUGACAAUAGCGACGAAUCUCUUAAUUUUUGUUCAAAAAGAGUAUGUCCACAAGAAGCUUUCUUUCAGUGUAGAAAUUUUAGGUGUAUAAACAAGGAUGAAAAAUGUGAUGGAGUAUCACAGUGUGGUGAUGGAAGUGAUGAGGAUAAUUGCGGUUGUUCAAUAAAUGAAUUUAAAUGUGCAAGUGGAGAAUGUAUUCAGAUGAAGUACAAGUGUGAUAAUGAUGCUGACUGUAAAGAUGCAUCCGAUGAAAUGGGUUGCGAAUCAAGAGAUUGUAGUGCACUAAGAGAAAUUUUUCACGCCGAAAAUACCAAAUCAAUACCAACGGAACGUCAACUAAUUCCUUGCAAUAAAACAACCGCAUGCUACAUGAAAGAAUGGCUCUGUGAUGGAGAAAAUGACUGCUGGGACUGGAGUGAUGAAAUUAAUUGUCCAUCAAAAAAUGAAACCAAAUCUUGCACUGAUGAGCAGUUCAAAUGCAGUAAUGGGAAAUGUAUAAAUUUUGAAUAUGUGUGUGAUGGCGAUGAUGACUGCAAAGAUGGACAAUUAGAUAAACAAAGUUCAGAUGAAAGUGAUUGCAAAUAUCAUUGUUCAAUUGGUCAGUUUUCAUGUGAAGACAAAAAAAUGUGUAUCCCCCUAUCAUUUGUUUGCGAUAACGUUCAAGAUUGUAUAGACGGAUCUGAUGAAAACAAAUGUCCAAACAAAACCAUUACUAUUGAACCAAAAACUUGUUCACCUUAUCAAAUGACUUGCUUAAAUGGGCAAUGUAUUGAGAAAAAUGAAAUGUGUGAUGGAAAUUUUGAUUGCGAUGAUCAUACAGACGAAUCUGAAUUAUGCUUACUUCCGCCAUAUUCUGUCGUAGAAAUAAAGAUAUGUAAUGAGGAUGAAUUCAAAUGCAACAAUCACGAAUGUAUUGACCGUAAAGCAAUGUGCAACUUAGAAGUCGACUGUUCUGAUGCAAGUGACGAAAAUGAAACACUUUGUGAAGAUUUCCCAUUAUACUGUAAACGAAAUCCUAAAAAAUUUCUGUGCAGAGAAGGAAGUUGUAUUGAUUUAAACUUAACGUGUGACGGAUUAAAUGAUUGUGGAGAUUUUUCUGAUGAAGAAAAAUGUAAUGUUAAUGAGUGCGAAUUCGUCAACUGUCAACAUAAUUGUAUAGAUUUGAAAAUCGGAUAUGAAUGUACUUGUAACAAUGGUUUUCAAAAAGAUCCAAACAAUUCAUAUCAUUGUGAAGAUAUUGAUGAAUGUGAAAGUCGACCAUGUUCCCAAAUAUGUAUUAAUACAUAUGGUUCUUAUCAUUGUGAAUGCCUAGACGGUUAUAUAGAAGAUGGGAAUUCGUGCAAGAUUGAUUCACCUGAACAUCCGAAAAUAAUAUUUUCUAAUCGAUUUUACAUUAGAAAUGUUGAUUUGAAUGGUAAUUCUGAAAUAUUGUUACACAACUUAUCGAAUGCUGUAGCAAUUGAUUAUGAUUGGAGCCAGAGUUAUAUUUAUUUUUCUGAUGUUACAACAUCAAAAAGUGAAAUAGUCCGUGCAAAAUUGGAAGGAAAUAAAGUAAUUAAUCGAGAAGUUUUACAUCAACAAAAUAUGAAAAAUCCUGACGGAAUUGCAUUUGACUGGAUUGGAAAAAAUAUUUACUGGUGUGACAAAGGACGUCAAACUAUAGAAGUUUCCAAAGACAACGGAAGAUAUAGGAAAAUUUUAAUCAAUAAAGAUUUAGAUGAACCCCGAGCUAUCAUUCUAGACCCUUAUAGAAGAAAUAUAUAUUGGACAGAUUGGGGUUUGAAACCACAUAUCGGACUCUCAGGAAUGGACGGUUCUAACCCUGAGUUUAUUAUAACCAAAAAUCUUGGAUGGCCAAAUGCAUUGACAAUAAGUUUUGAAACCAACGAACUCUUCUUUGGUGAUGCAAGAGAAGAUUUCAUAUCUGUUUGCGAUUUGGAUGGAAAAAAUCGAAAAGUUGUUGCACACCGCAAAUUUAAUCCUAAUUUAAAUUUGCAUCAUAUUUUCUCAAUUGCUGUUUGGGAAAAUCGUGUGUAUUUUUCUGAUUGGGAAGCCAAAAGUAUUGAGUUUUGUGAUAAGUAUACAGGUAAAAAUUGUGGAACUCUUCUUAAACUUAUUCAUCGACCAAUGGAUUUAAAAAUUUACCAUCCUAUUAAGCAACGAAAAAUGAUUUCAAGUAUUUUUAAUGAAAAUUUAUCAAAACGUAAGCAAGAUUUUAAGCAAAAGGAUUCAAGUUUUAAGAAAAAACUAGAUUUAACAAACGUAAAGGAUAACCCGUGCCACUAUGCCAACUGCUCUGCCUUAUGUUUGUUGUCACCCAACCCACCGUACUAUAAAUGUGACUGUCCAGAUAACUUUUACCUUGCCAAUGAUUUAAAAACGUGCGUUGCAAAUUGCACAGCAGCUCAAUAUCAUUGCAAGAAAACAGUUCGAUGUAUUCCAUUCUUUUGGAAAUGUGAUAAACACGCAGAUUGUGAGUAUCAAGAGGAUGAAUUGGAAAACUGUCCAGAAAAUUUUUUCUGCACUCCAGGACAAUUUCAAUGUGAUAGUAUUUCCAAAAAUACAAGCUCAAGAGUAAUUCAAAAAAAUCACAAGGCAACUUGCUUAGAUGCUUCAAAGUUAUGCGAUGGAAAUAAAGAUUGCAUAGAUGAAAGUGAUGAAGCUAAUUGCGAACAGUAUGGAUGCUUUAUUGAGAACAGCAUUCAAUGUGAAAAAACAGUUAAUAGUUCUGUAUAUUGUAUACCAAAAUCUAAAGCUUGUAAUGGCGAAGCUGACUGUCCAAAUGGAAAUGACGAAAAAAACUGUCCCGCUAAAUCAUGUACUUCAGGCCAAUUUAAAUGUGUUACAACCAAUUCUUGCAUUCCAAAAGUUUGGGAAUGUGAUGAGGACGCUGAUUGUUUAGAUGGAAGUGAUGAAAAAAACUGCAACGAUAGACAAUGUUUUGAAACAGAAUUUAGAUGUUCUACUGGUCGUUGUAUUCCAGCCAAUUGGGUCUGUGACGGUGAUGCGGACUGCCCGAAUGGCGAAGAUGAGGGAGUAAAAGCAAAAUGUGACGAUUUACCAAAAAAUGAUUCAUGCGACUCAACUUACUUUAAAUGCAAUAUUACUGGAUUAUGCAUCCCCGGACGAUGGAGAUGUGAUACAGAAAUCGAUUGCGAAGAUUCUUCAGAUGAAGCAAAUUGUCCACAAAGAAAAUGUUCAGAAUCUGAAUUUAAAUGUAAUGAUGGUAGAUGCAUACAAGGAUCACUAAGAUGUGAUAAAGAAUACAAUUGCAACGAUUUUAGUGAUGAAGAAAACUGUCCAAUAGCAUGUGAUGAAUCCACAAUGUUUAAAUGUGCAAAUCAGGUUCAAUGUAUCAGUAAAAGUUUUUUAUGUGACGGUGAAUCAGAUUGUGAUGAUUAUAGUGAUGAAAAAAAUUGCGGAUGUCAACUCAAUGAUUUUAAGUGUCGAGGAGAGUUCGAAAAAUGUAUACUUAAUGACUGGUUGUGCGAUGGAUUGUCAGAUUGCCCGGAUAAUAGUGAUGAGCAUGAUUCAAGAUGUCUAAGUCGCUCUUGUGCUGGUAACGCAAUCAAAUGUUUAAACGGAAAAUGUAUUCCAAAAUAUUAUAUAUGCGACAGCGACAAUAUUGAUCAUUGUGGAGAUGGAAGUGAUGAAAAAAAUUGCAAUAGAACUGGAAUUAUCGAUUCAAGCUAUAUUAAUGUAGGAUGUAAAUUUGGAAUUUGCAGUCAACUAUGUGUUGAAAAAGGUCCAAAGAAUUCGAUACAAUGCAAAUGUGCAAUUGGAUAUCAUAAACAAAGUUCAUUAAAAAAUGGAACAUGCAAAGCAAUUAAUGGACAACACUUAAUAUUUACUGCAUCCGAAUCUGAAUUGAGAUUUAUAUAUGAACUUAGUUAUGAAUCAGACAUACAAAGAGCUCAGACAAAUGAUACAAGAUCUAAAGUUAGAUCUGUUCAUAGUUUUAUUAAAACCAAUUCAUCAAAAAUUUCUUCCUUUGAUUUCGUCACGAAUGAAGAAAAUGAUAUUAUUCUUUUUUGGGUUGAUUCAAUGCCAUCAAAUAAUCUUCAAAGUAUUAAAAUGAGUACCAAACAUGACUUUGAAGAAAUAAAGAACAAAGGAUAUGAUGCUAGAAAUUCAACUGUUUUAACAACAAAUAAGGUGAAAAAUACGAUUCUCAAGUCCAUUAGUAUUGAUUGGAUUACUUUUAAGAUAUAUAUGAUUGAAGAUGAUAUGAUAAAAUCAAUAGAUUAUCAUGGGAGAUCUAAGAAAACUAUAAUUGAUGGAGGAACAAAUUCGUGGGAUAUAGUUGUUGAUCCGGAAAGUAGAAGAAUGAUUUGGAGUACAAUGUUGAGAGUUAUAUACAUUGCAAGCAUGGAUGGUGCUCAUAAAAAGAGGCUAGUAAUGGAGAAUAUUGAAUUUGCGUCUGGAUUAGCGAUUGAUUAUCCUUCAAGAAGAGUAUAUUGGUGUGAUAUUAGAAAAUCGACUAUAGAGACAGUCACAUUAGAAGGGCAAGAUAGACAAGUAGUUAGAAAAUUCAAUGAUAUAAACUCAUAUAACCACAUGCAUAUUAGUCCAAAUAAAUUGGAUGUUUUCGAAGAUGAUUUGUAUGUUGUUAUGACAAACCAAACAAUUUUAAAACUAAAUAAGUUCGGCUUAAAGAAAAAUUAUGAAGAAAUAAGUAAUGGUCCAUACCGAUAUAAAGCUUCGGACAUUAAAAUAAUUCAUACUUUAAAACACAAUAGUUCUUUACCAAAUCCUUGUCAACUUUAUCCAUGCGAACACACAGCCAUAUGUUUUUUGUCAUCUGUAGACCAAAGUGGAAGAUCAUGUAACUGCCCAGAUAAUUUAUACAUCCAAAAAAAUGGAUCACACGUUUCUUGUUUGCAUAGAUCACAAAUACCAUCUUUGUGCUAUAAAAACUGUGAAAAUGGAGGAGUUUGUAAGUAUAUUGAUGAUGAACAGGUUUGCGAUUGUUUGCCUCAGUAUGAAGGAGAUGUGUGUGAACAUUAUAUAUGCUCAGGUUAUUGUAAAAAUCAUGGAGUUUGUACAUUACCGAGUAAACAUAUGUCAUUAAGUAGAGAAGAACUAAAACUGAAAAGAUCAUGUAAAUGCACUGAAAGUUGGAAAGGUCCUCGCUGUGAAAUACCACCAUCAAUUUGCAAAGACAUCAUUUGUCAUAAUGGAGGGACAUGUCAAUAUCAACAAAACAAAAAUGGAACAAUUACUCAAUUGUGUGUUUGUUCCGCUGGCUUUAAUGGUGACUUCUGUGAAAAAUGUGAUGCUAUACAAUGCAUAAAUGAAGGAACUUGUCAACGGGACUCAAUGAAUAAGUUUAGAUGUGUAUGCUCUGAAAGAUAUACAGGAUUAUUUUGUGAAGUUGAUAGGUGUAAAGAUUAUUGCCAAAAUAAUGGUAGAUGCCAUAUUGAAAAUAUAAAAGGGCCUGUAUGUGAUUGUGAUGAAAAUUUUACAGGAGACCGAUGUGAAAAAGAAGUAAAAAUAUGUUUAAACUGCCCAGAAAAUCUACCAAGUUGUGAUAUGAACUGUGAAAACGGUGGAUUUUGUCGCAAAUAUAUUGAUGGAUUUGAAUCGUGUAUGUGUGUUGGUCAGUGGUCUGGGAAAUUUUGUGAAUUACCACCAAAAUGCAUUGAUGAGUGUGGAAAUUGUAAUGAUAGUUCUUCAAUCAACGAAUGCUUGUGUAACGACGGACACAUACAAGCUUGUUCAAGUCUUGGUGAAAGCUCCGAACAUCCUGAUGUUAUUGCUUCAGAAAUGUUUAAUAAUCAGCAUGAAACUCUUUCGUUGAUAUUAGUUCUUUUAUUAGCAUUAAUUUUGAUGUCUACACUUGCUUUUCUAACUGUAUUUUAUCUAAGAAAGUGGCAAAGACGAGUAAGAUUUUUCGCACAUGCUAGAUUGAAUGAAAAUGUUGAAGAAAUAACAAAUCCAAUUUUCGAUUUUUUGGCUACGGAACGAGAUGACAUAAACUUACCUGUUACAAGUAUUUCUAACAACGAGGAUGAAAAGGGUCAUUUUUCUAAUCCUUUGUAUGAAUCUAUGUACUCUUCAUCUCAUAAAGGAUUGCUUGAAAGAAAGUCUGAUGAUGAAGAAGAAGCAAAAAAUGAAUUGUUGUAAUCUUCAUCUUAUUGAUACAAAAUAAAAUCAUAAAGGAUUAAAAAAAAUUAUUCACUUCAUUUUUUGGAUGUGAUUGAUUGAUGUUCAAUUUUUUGUGUACAAUUUAUUAGAGAGAAUUUCCUGAUUAAUAAAGUAAGACUGAAUGGAACAAAAACUAGAUACAAAUUAAUGUGCGGUACAAUUCAAACAAUCAAUAAUUCAUGGCUGCUAAAUUAAUCUAAAACUAAAGUAAUAAUGCUCGUAUCAAAAUUAAAUGAUAACGAAAAUUAAAAGGUUUCAAAGCUAAUAUUUGUUUAAUUAUGACUUUAAACAUUAAGUUUUGGUAGUAAAUAAUCUCCAUAGUAUUAGAAUAUUAAGGUUUAUAAAAAUUUUGCUCGUCAUAAAUGACGGUUAUGAAUAUGAUAACUUUGUCUACCUGUUUGCUAUGAUACUCCAGCUUUGUGACAUGUUUUACAUAAAAAUGACUAAACUGGAAUUAGACUAUUGAUUCUCACCAAUCAUUUUACAUUAAACUUGUUUUUUAAAAGCUAGCUUAAUAAUGCAUUUUUCUCAAUCAAUAAACCCCUACAAUUUCCACACAUUUCAUGAUGCAUAAAUCCAUUCAAGAUAGCAUCAACCAUCUAAACCCACCAUUGAAUGCGUUUAAUAAGUUUUCUUUUCAAAAGUAUGGAUUACAUACAUUUCAAUCCCGGGAUUGAAAAGCUUCUCUGAGUAGUUUAUGUGACUUGUAUUGCAUCAGCAGCUUCACCUUUCUCGAUCGCGUUAUUGCACGUAACUUAACCUUGUUUCGGCAACUAUGGAAACUGUUUUGAUCAUAGAUCAAUCGUUUUCUUUGAUUGAUGAUUUGAUGAUUUGCUGAAUGAUUGCCUCCGCAAUUGUAGUUAUUGAUAAAGUUCUGAUUUUUGUAUGAAAUCACAUACUUCACAAAUGCCAAAACUCAAUAUUUGAAGAAGAAACAAGGCCAAGUAUCACGAAAAAUAAAGUAAAGAUUUUUAAUGAGUUAAAAUCUUAGGGAAAGGUUAAUUUGUUGCAUUUUCGUUUGGUCGCAUUAAUCGGGGCUAGUCAAUUGCACCGAAAAAUAAUAAGUCCACAACACUAGAGGAUAAUAAACCCGAAAAAUGAAAAACAAAAUGAAGAACAAAAUCUGUCUGUAAAUGAUAAAAUUCAAUCGUCUGUUAAAGACCUAAACCAAUCAAAUAAUUUUGGAUGCAACGCAUCGAAUUCAUCAUCAAUAAAUUAUUUCAAAUUACUUUGAUGAUGUUCAGGUACGAUAUGGAACUGGAACUGCCACAAGUCUAAACUGACAGGUUGGACUUAAAUAGUUUCAUCAGAUUUAAGCUUCUGAGAAAAAGUAGACGUGUUUUGAUAUACAACAUGAUAAGUUUUUGAAAGGAAAAAAAUAUUGGUCCACAGGUAGUACUGUUCAAAACUUUGACAGUCCAUAACUCUUGCUGGUUAUAUCCAAUUCCAAAAAUUUUUGUGGGACAAAAUUGGACGUAAUUAGGAGAUCAGUUUUUAUACAUAAUAUGCAUGAUUAAAAUUAAUUUCGUAAUUGGUUCCCGCUGAAAAAGUGAAGUUAGCGGGAAAGAUACCCAAAUAAUAAAAGUGGUGUAUCCAGUCAUAGGAAGUAGGACGAAAAUAUUUAAUUGCGGGACGUAAAUGGACGUAAUAUGGACGUAAUUCUGACUAAUAG
Chironomus riparius is the source of this 15675-nucleotide messenger RNA. The record is from the annotation of a GenBank genome assembly. Lineage: Eukaryota; Metazoa; Arthropoda; Insecta; Diptera; Chironomidae.